Entelurus aequoreus (snake pipefish) is the source of this 1196-nucleotide messenger RNA. RefSeq lists its product as uncharacterized. Lineage: Eukaryota; Metazoa; Chordata; Actinopteri; Syngnathiformes; Syngnathidae. The record is from RefSeq and is a predicted model, not a curated record. Bases 94 to 1179 code for a protein of 361 amino acids. The transcript has 11 exons.
CUCUGGCGCAUUUACGUGACGUCAUCGCGCAAUUUUAAUGACAUCUCGGAUUCAAAAGCUUGGAAAGCGACGGUGUUUUAGACCAACUCCAACAUGAACUGGGAUCGCCAGUUGAGCUCCAUUCUGUCAGCAGCAGAUGACAGUGUGGCCAAAAUGAGGGAGAGACUAACCGUACUAGGGAACGCCCCCAAAAGGGAAGCAGAGUACUUUCCAUUCACGGACAAGAGUUAUGCUGCAGAUUUUGGCACCACCACCACCACCGUUCCGUCUCUGAGUCCACCACAAGGUCUUCCAUCUUUGCAGUGGGCAGACGUAACCUCCAUACUGUUGCAGCUCCAGACACAGAAGCAGGCGAUUGAGUCUCUCACCAUGAAAGUCGGUGACGUGGAAAGGGAGAAACAAUGUCAACAACGCCACAUACAGACGCUACAAGUGGAGGUGAGCAGGUUGCGUGAAGACCUGAGCCAGAAGAGAAGAGAGACUUAUGACCGUCAAGGAGUGGAUCAAGGGAUGGAGCAGUGGAUUAGAGAUGCAGGUGUGGAUUGGAGCAGCUGGCCCCGACCUACGCCGCUAGACGUCCCCAAGGAGAGUUUGAGCUCCAAGGUGUGCCGAGAGGAUCUGCAACAGCUGCAGAAGGAGGUCGAGCAACUGAAAAUGCGCCUGAGAAGACAAGAGGAGGCCACCAUGCUCCAGGAGAAAGAGGCCAGAGAGACGCGGCGACUGUACCAACAUAACUGCCAGAUGGUCCAGGAGCUGACAGAGCGCUGCAGAACUCACAGCACAGACCUGGCCAACACCACCUCCGACUGUUCCCACACACAGCAGGAGGUCCGCCGUAUCGGCGCCACCGUGUCGGAACUGGAAGGCGAGGUCAGGCGUCUUCGAGAGCGUGACGCUGUGACGCCGGCGCGCACCCCACCCCUCCCGAACUUACCCGCCACCAGGAGCAGGUUCGCAGAUGAAGAGGCGGCGAGGGACUCCGACUUGGAGGACUUGAGCUCGAUUCCGAGCUUGGCUGACAUCAGCUCAGAGGAGCUGUCCCUGCUGGAUGACCUGUCUCCUCAUUACAAACCAGCAGAGCGUCGGAGCGGCGAGUCCCGAGUAAAGAUUGACUUUGCUGGUGACGUCGACGACGGGGACCAGGAUUUCGAAUCUGACCUGAGUCUGACUGACCUCUGACCCUCUUUGCGUGAGGU